Micropterus dolomieu (smallmouth bass) is the source of this 4376-nucleotide messenger RNA. It is a transcript of the gene syne2a, whose product is annotated as spectrin repeat containing, nuclear envelope 2a. The transcript is spliced from 27 exons. Bases 389 to 4267 code for a protein of 1292 amino acids. NCBI's taxonomy places the organism in Eukaryota, Metazoa, Chordata, Actinopteri, Centrarchiformes, Centrarchidae. Gene Ontology annotation, cellular component: meiotic nuclear membrane microtubule tethering complex; cytoplasm; nuclear outer membrane. Gene Ontology annotation, molecular function: actin filament binding. The record is from RefSeq and is a predicted model, not a curated record. Gene Ontology annotation, biological process: nuclear migration.
ACAAAGGUUGUAUGAGAGUCUGCAGGAGUGGUUUGGGCCUGCAGUGUGCGUGGGCGGGACUUUCCACUCGUUUUUGUCCUCACGCUCCAAUAACCAAGAGGCACCUUUUUUCAUUUAUGACCACCAAAAGGCCAAGUCCUAUUUGAAGGACCUACACACAGUGGAUCAACGCAGAGUUGUGCCAAUAUGAAAGGACACAGCUGAGGACAUUUAUUGUUAACUGUACACACUCUACUGGGUUCUUCUUUGUAAUGCAGUAUGUUCUAGCUGUGUUCAGUGACUACAGCCCUGCUACAGCAUUGUGGAUUGCAAUUGUGCGGACAAUUUACUUAUCUCUGUCUCCUGGACCGUUCUGAUGUUGAUCUCGUGCUGUGGUUAGAGAGACUACAUGGCUUCAGGUGGAGCAGAGGAAGACGAUGGAGGCAUUCCAUUGGACAUUGACAACGUGCACAUGCUCCUCCAAGUGGAACAUGAACAGAUUCAGAAAAGGACAUUCACCAACUGGAUAAAUGCUCAACUCUCUAAGAGAUGCCCUCCCUCAUAUGUGUCAGACCUCUUUUCUGACAUCAGAAAUGGGUCACAGCUGCUCGACCUGUUGGAGGUGAUGACUGGCCAACCGAUGAAACGACAAAGAGGCCGUGGGGUUUUCCAGCAGAGGGCCAACAUUGAAACAGCACUGAACUUUCUCAAGAGAAAAUCUAUCAAAUUGGUGAACAUAAACAUCUCAGAUAUCAUAGAUGGACGGCCCUCCAUCAUCCUCGGACUUAUAUGGACAAUCAUCCUCCACUGUCAUAUUGAGGAGCUGGCCAGCACUCUCUCCUUCAGCUCUUGUCAUUCCUCCCUCGACUCUUUGGCCAGCCUGGACUCCUGGUCAGGGAGCCCAGUCCCAGCUAGUCCGGUCCCUGCAGGCCGGACAUCGCCUCUCCACAGACGCUUCCGAAUGUCCGCCAAGAAGGCCCUGCUCAUGUGGGUCAGGGACCAAUGCCAAAAGGUUGGAUGCUCUGUCAGUAUGAAGGACUUCAGGUCGAGCUGGAGAAGUGGUGUUGCCUUCUUGGCCAUCCUGUGUUCUCUCAGACCGCAGCUGGUUGAUCUCUCACUGGUCCAGUCCAGAAGCAACCAGGAGAACCUGGAAGAGGCGUUCCACCUGGCUGAGAGGGAGCUCCACAUCCCCCGCCUGUUGGAGCCACAGGAUGUUGAUGUUAAAGACCCAGAUGAGAAGUCCAUUAUGACUUACGUAGCUCAGUUUCUGCAGUAUUCCAAUGACAUGCCAGCACCUGAUGACCAUCUGCAGCUGUUUCCUCCAGUCCAACCCUUUUCUCCCUCACCUGUGAACUUGCCUGCUCACUUCACUCCAGCAAUUGCUGUCUCACCCUUACGUCAGGUCUCUCCAAGUGAGCGAAUACUAGAGAUGACUUGCUGGCUGCAUCAAGCCUACCAGGAACUGUCAGAGGCACAGAUGGCUACAGAAAUGUCGAGCUAUGCAGAAAAAUAUCAGGUGUUUCAGAACCUCGCUGACUCCUUCACUGAGCAAAGGAGACCAGUGAUGAGCCUCCUUGCUGCCAUAAGACGCUGCCCUGAGCUGAGCCAAGAGCAGUGUGCGCUCGUGACAGCGUGGGAUCAUCUGGAAGAGGAGCUGCAGAGACGUAAAGCAGACCUGGACUCAAGUCUUCCUUCUCCUCUGAACUCUGUUGUUGUAUGGCUGCAGCGUGCAGAGGCAGCAUUAACAGAAGAUGGAGGAAUAACGCAAGAUCACGCAGAUGCUGCAAAAAAAGCAAGAGCUCAACAAGACAUGCUAAAGACUUUAAUUAAGGAGAUGAGCCACCACAUGAAUAUCCUUGACACUUAUGACAACAUGGAUGACUCAGGGAACGUAGUAGUGCCCCUUGAAAAGUUUGAUGAGAUAAAAAGACGUUUAACCAAUAUCCGAGUCACAGCCAAGUAUCAAGGGAUCAAGUUAGAAUACCAGGAAUCCUGUCACACUGUACUGGAUCUUCUGGGCAGCAUCAAUGCUAAGCUUCAGACCUGGAAAUCGCCCUACACUUCCCAGGAUACAGUACUUGUGCUUCUGCAGGACUGGCAUGAAACAGUGGAGCGCCAAGGCCAGCUUUUGAUUCUGAUGGAUGCGCUCCAAAACCUGAAAGAAAAGGCAAAUGCUUACACUGGCAAGGCAGCACUAAGUCAAGAUUCCCAGCUUAUUACUCGCCAGGUGAAGGGAGCAGAAGGUGAAGCUGAAUUGGUCACACAGGCUGUGACGGCUGUGAGAGGGACGAUGGAGAGAGUGGUGUCUGCGUGGGAGAUUUACAACAAAUGCCUUCCUUCUCUCCAGACAUGGGUGGCACAGAACAUACAAUCGCACACCCAGACUCCUGCUGUAGAGACGCAGGAUAUGGGUGAGUGGACUUCAUGUCAGGCUAAGUUAAAUGAGGCGGGAAAUUUGCUCAUUGAAGUGACAGAAUCUUCAACCAGCCUCACUCUGGCCGAGCAACUCAGGAAGGUCAACAUGCAGUGGGCUGAAUGCAUGAAGAGGAAAAUGUUUGAAGUGUCAUCAGAGCCCAGUGUUGGUCCGAGCUGUCUUCAAAUGGUGUAUUCACUGACCCAGGAGGCCAGCUGGCUACUGAGGCAGCCACUGGAGGUGGCCUCAGUCCCACUGAAGGCUAACAGACAGAAACUACAGCUACUGAGUAAAAAGAUGGCUGAGGUGGACUUUUCAUCUCUCAGUCCAUCCCAAGACUUUCAAACAAGCCACAUAGAGAACCUCCAGCAAAAUCUCCCACAGAUGCUUGCUGAAGCAGAUAGGACAUGUAGAGAGCUACAGCGGGCUGCGUCCAGGCUGGAGGGCCAUUUGGCUGAGCUGGAACGCUGGAGCACAGAGGCCCUGGACUGUCUCCAGCACCUAAAGGGGAAAAAGCACAGAGGACACUCUGCAUCGGAACCUAUGGCCAAAGUACUGAUCUCUCGAGGCUUGCAUCUAGAGAACCAGGUUAUAACUGAGGGACAGGAUCUGCAGGAUUUUGUGGUUCAAGUUCAGAAAACCUGUCCUCUGCAGCACCUCAGCGCCUCUUCAUUGCAGGACAGGAUCUCAGAGGCAGUCUCCCACUGCCAGGAGAUUCUUGGAAUGUUUAGGUCAUUUGGGUUUCCGCGAGAUGUGGAAACAGCCCAUCAAACACAGAGACAGCCAGACGCAGGGUUAUUUGUUGUGGCCAGAACCAAACAUGUAGACCAGAUUGGGAAAGUUAUGCUGCAAAUCCAGGACCCAAAUCAGGUUUCACACAGGACAAUAGGUCUCCAGGUUUGGCCUAUAAAGCAACACACGAACAAAGAGGAUGGACCAACCAUUGUUAUACCCAAUGUCCAAAUCAAAAUGCAGCCUCAGCCUUUGAAGGAACCAGUACAUCCUCUUGCUCAAACUGUAGAAGGGGCUAAAUUUUCAAAAUCCCACACUCAAACUACAAGUCCAAGUCAAAAUGAUGGACCAAAGAACCCAAAACACCCAGUCCGAGAGGAAAAGCAAAGCUCACCCCCCUCACCAACUCAGAUAUCGAAACCCAGAGUAAGCGUUCUACAGAGUAAUAAAACAUCUCCAUGGCAACCUCUCAUGGUCCACGGUGAAGUUCAUUCGAAAGCAAAGUCAAUGGCGAGGAGCAGACUGGAGAAGGCCCGGUUUCGUCUGCAAGGACGCAUCCAGCAAGCCAUGAAGUUAUUUGGGGGCAAAGAGAUUUCAGAGACACAAGCCAAGAGGAAACAGAAAGCUUUAAAGAUUCUGCAGCCUGCCAUCCUCGAGGAGUUCCUGGAUGCAGUGGAGGGUUUGGGGGCCUUUUGCGCUGGGCCCCAACUCCAGGACUUGAUACUCCUCUCUGACUCAGUCAGAAAGCAGUGGGAGGAUGUACGCAGAGAAAUGGCUGCCUUUGUUCCCAUCUUAUGGUCUAAGAUCAGAGUUGGAAAGCAGUCAUUUUCUGUUGUGCAAUGUGAAACGCAAACUAACGCUCUGCAUGAAGCCACUGACCACACUGACCUUGAGUCUUUGCCGCAGAAACAGGCUGUCGUAGAUGGAGCUGCAUCUGUCGAGGAAUGGGCUGAAUCGCUCGAGGAGCUGUGUGAAACUCUAACACCAAGAAAAUCCUCCUGCCUAGCAACAGAUCAACUGAGGGAGUCAGAUGAAGCACAGGAGACACAACCCAGUGACACAAUGCUCCCAUCUGACUGGGGACGGCCGCUCCAUGGAAAGACCCCGCUGAGAGCGACUGGCAUAUUGGCCGACACGCGGUAGAGCAACAGUCUCCCGCAGAAACAAAGCGUGGACAGCCCACAACAAGACCUCUCACCUGUGGGUAGUGCUGUGUCAGUGCCGCCUCGUUGUGAUUUCCUGCAAGUGCAGG